Molecule: messenger RNA, 1671 nt
Organism: Lasiodiplodia theobromae
Lineage: Eukaryota; Fungi; Ascomycota; Dothideomycetes; Botryosphaeriales; Botryosphaeriaceae
Product: Lactose permease
Exons: 5
Coding region: 1-1671 (556 amino acids)
Biological process (GO): transmembrane transport; carbohydrate transport
Cellular component (GO): membrane
Molecular function (GO): carbohydrate:proton symporter activity
Source: RefSeq, a predicted model, not a curated record
AUGGAUUCCAAGGACGUCGCCGUCCACGGCGAGCUCUCGAUUGACGAGAAGCCGAACGUCGCCGCCGUCAAGGAGAUCAGCGGCAAUGAGGCGUACAACGAGGCGCUGCUCAAGGAGCCGCCGCAGCCCUUCAACGGGCCCAGCAUCGUGCUGUACUGCUGCUGCUUGGUCGGCUUCUGCUGCUCCACCAUGAACGGCUACGACGGCUCGCUGCUGAACGGCCUGUUGGCCAGCGACGACUUCAAGGAAUUCUUCGGCGGCAGCGAGGACGGCAUCUGGGCCGGUAUCGUCACCUCCAUGUACCAGAUCGGCUCUGUCGUCGCCCUGCCCUUCGUCGGCCCGGCCAUCGACACCUUCGGCCGCAAGGGCGGCAUGUUCAUCGGCGCCGUGACCAUCGUCGUCGGCACCAUCAUCAACGCCACCACUUACUACACCGCCAGCAUCGGCCAGUUCGAGGCCGGCCGCUUCGUCCUCGGCUUCGGCGUCUCCAUCGCCACCGCUGCCGGCCCCAUGUUCGUCGUCGAAGUCACUCACCCGGCCUACCGCGGAGUCGUCACCGCCCUGUACAACACCUUCUGGUUCACCGGCUCCAUCCUCGCCGCCGGCGCCGUGCGUGGCUCGCUGGACAGCUCGGCCGACCACGCCUGGGUCAUCCCCGUGUGGCUGCAGCUGCUCUUCUCGGGCAUCAUCGUCAUCUUCGUCUGGUUCCUGCCCGAGUCGCCGCGCUGGCUGUACGUCCACGGCAAGCGCGACGAGUGCCGCCGCGUGCUGACCAAGUACCACGGCAACGGCAACGACGACAGCAUCUGGGUCAGCAUGCAGCUGCGCGAGUACGAGGAGUACCUCGAGAUGGACGGCUCCGACAAGCGCUGGUGGGACUACCGCGCCCUGUUCAAGACGCGCGCCGCCCGCUACCGCAUUAGCUGCAACAUUGCCAUCUCCGUCUUCGGCCAGUGGGCUGGUAAUGCCGUCCUGUCCUACUACAUGUCCGCCCUCCUCACCUCCGCCGGCUACGACACGCAAAUCAGCAAGGCCAACAUCAACCUCUUCUACUCGUGCGAGCAGUUCCUGAUCGCCGUCUGCGGCGCCCUCUUCGUCGACAAGCUGGGCCGCCGCCCGCUGCUGCUGUUCUCGAUGAUCGGCUGCUCCAUCGUGUGGGUCGGCAUGACGGUCGCCACGUCCAUCUACGACGCGCACAAGGUGCUCGACGCCAACGGCGACGCGCUGCCCGCCACGGGCAUCGCCGCCUCGGCCUCCAAGGCCGCGACGGCCAUGAUCUUCCUGUUCGGCGCCGUGUUUUCGUUCGGUAUCACCCCGUUGCAGGCGCUGUACCCGGUCGAGGUGCUCAGCUUUGAGAUGAGGGCGAAGGGUAUGGCGUUUUCGAGCUUUUCGCUUAAUGCUGCCAUGCUCCUCAACCAAUUCGCGUGGCCCGUGUCCAUGGAGCGCAUCGGCUGGCACACGUACAUCAUCUUCGUCAUCUGGGACGCCAUCCAGGCCGUCAUCAUCUACUUCUUCAUCCCCGAGACCAAGAACCGCACCCUCGAGGAGCUCGACGACAUCUUCCACGCUAAGAACCCCACCAAGGCCAGCUUGCAGAAGCGCAAGGUCGCCCUCGACCACAACGCCAACGUCGUCAAGGUUGAGACGGUGGACAGUGAGACCAGCGCCUAG